GCCCAAAUCAAAAGAAUCUCUCUCUCUCUCUCUCUCUCUCUCUCCUUGGGAGGAUUUGGUCCGCUCGAGUUCCGGCGGUUUCGGGUUCCUCUUUCGAUGCCUUCCUCCUCGCCUUCCUUCUUCUCCAUUCUCCUCGAUCUCCUAUUGCUCUCCAUCUCAAUCCCCUAAUACCCAUGAGUCCACAGGCGGAUCCCGCUCCGGAAGGUGACGCCGGGGUGGUCGAGCGGAGGAAGAAGUCCAAGAAACCCAAAUAUUCAAGAUUUACACAACAAGAGCUUCCUGCUUGCAAACCUUUAUUAACUCCAACUAUUGUAAUAUCAACAUUUUCUCUCAUUGGAAUUCUCUUCAUCCCAAUUGGACUCACUUCUUUGUCUGCAUCAGAUAUUGUGGUUGAAAUUGUGUAUAGAUAUGACACAGAAUGCAUUCCACAACAGUCACAGAAUGACAAACUUGCAUUCAUCCAAAGCAGUGAGACUAACAAAAUUUGCUCAACUACUUUGACUGUGCCUAAAAACAUGAAGGCUCCUGUUUAUAUUUACUAUGAGCUCGACAACUUCUAUCAGAACCACCGCAGGUAUGUUAAAAGCCGAAACGAUAAGCAACUAAGAAGUAAGGCAUACGAACAAGAAACUACUAAUUGCGCACCUGAAGCCACAACUGCCAAUGGGUCUCCCAUUGUUCCUUGUGGCCUCAUUGCUUGGAGCUUAUUCAAUGACACAUACUCAUUUGCAAUACAAAACAAAGUCAUUGAGGUGAACAAGAAAAACAUAGCCUGGCAAAGUGACAAAAAUAACAAAUUUGGAAGUGAUGUUUAUCCCAAGAACUUCCAGCAGGGAGGUCUAAUAGGAGGUGCCAAGCUCAACGAAAGCAUACCUUUGAGUGAGCAAGAAGAUCUCAUUGUUUGGAUGAGAACAGCUGCCCUCCCACAGUUCAGAAAACUAUAUGGGAGAAUUGAGACAGAUCUUGCAGCUAACGAGCAAAUCUCAGUGACAAUAGAGAACAACUAUAACACCUAUAGCUUCGAGGGGGAGAAAAAGCUGGUGCUUUCAACUACCUCCUGGAUAGGUGGGAAGAACGAUUUUCUUGGUGUUGCCUAUCUCGCAGUUGGCAGCCUUUGCCUAUUUCUUGCGCUGGCGUUCAUAGUUCUUUAUCUGCUCAAACCCCGGACUCUUGGAGAUCCUUCAUAUUUAUCCUGGAACAAGAACCCUGAUGGACAUCAGUAAACUUUCAGCUCAAGUUGCAUUUCCUAAGUUGGUAUGAUCUGUGCAAGUGUAAUUGCUCCCUUAUCCAUGUACGUUCAUGUAUAUAAGAUUUAGAAAUGCACACACUGGAUUUCUUCAUGAUUUUGGCACAUUCAAUGGAAAUACGACCUUUCUUA
This is a messenger RNA of Zingiber officinale, 1378 nucleotides long. RefSeq names its product ALA-interacting subunit 5-like. Gene Ontology annotation, cellular component: endoplasmic reticulum; Golgi apparatus; plasma membrane. Bases 174 to 1223 code for a protein of 349 amino acids. NCBI's taxonomy places the organism in Eukaryota, Viridiplantae, Streptophyta, Magnoliopsida, Zingiberales, Zingiberaceae. The record is from RefSeq and is a predicted model, not a curated record. The transcript has 8 exons.